Molecule: messenger RNA, 772 nt
Organism: Hyaloscypha bicolor E
Lineage: Eukaryota; Fungi; Ascomycota; Leotiomycetes; Helotiales; Hyaloscyphaceae
Product: Glyoxalase/bleomycin resistance protein/dioxygenase
Exons: 1
Coding region: 134-523 (129 amino acids)
Source: RefSeq, a predicted model, not a curated record
CUGAAACCGUCAAGUUGACAAAUGCUGUCAAGACCCCUUCGAGUCUUCAUUAGAUCCUGCUGUGCUUUAAAGAAUACCCUAAUUAUCAAAUCUUGAAUCUUGGCCGAGAAGGCCAAGGCAGCCCAACAUCGAGAUGCCAUCCAGCACCCUGCGCAUCGCACGUCCAACCAACAAUCUCUCAGCGCUUGUCAUAUUCUACACUACCACACUUGGGCUCACUGUUCUCUCAAAAUUUGAGAAUCAUGCAGGCUUUGAUGGAGUGAUGCUCGGCCACCCAGACUGCAGCUGGCAUUUGGAAUUCACAUAUCAACAUGGUAUGACUGUGGAACGCGCUCCAACCAAAGAGCAUCUUUUGGUCUUCUAUGUGAAAGAGAAGGAAGGGUGGGUGAAGGCUGUUAAGAGAGUGGAGGAUGCCGGAGGAGUCAAGGUAAAAAGCGAGAACCCGUAUUGGGAUGUUUGUGGGGCGACAUUUGAAGACCCUGAUGGGUAUCGGAUUGUGCUGCAGAAUGCGGGGUGGCCCUAGGAUCCCGAUCCCUGAUUCCAGGCUCCAAGCUAUCGCUGCCAUUCAGAAGUUGCUAAUUCUAGCAGUUUUUCCUUCUGAACGGGUCGCACAUGGAAAUGCUAUGUUCGGCAUAUCUCACAAGCCGGCUUGCGCUUCCGAAUCACGUGUGUGCUCUGCAAUACAGCAUAGCAAUUGGAGAUCCUCUCAUUGAGAAUCUUCAGCGAGAAAUGAGAGAAAAUAUCAAAAUCCCUUGCCCGCCAGAGUAUUGGC